This is a messenger RNA of Salarias fasciatus (jewelled blenny), 1406 nucleotides long. Its product is annotated as THAP domain-containing protein 5. The transcript is spliced from 3 exons. Gene Ontology annotation, cellular component: nucleus. NCBI's taxonomy places the organism in Eukaryota, Metazoa, Chordata, Actinopteri, Blenniiformes, Blenniidae. The record is from RefSeq and is a predicted model, not a curated record. Bases 99 to 1106 code for a protein of 335 amino acids.
AUGGCUACUUGCAAGCUGCCUUGUGGUUUUUGAGUGGAAGGAGUGUUUAUUUAGAAGCCUUUCUCUGCAAACCCGCAUUCAUGUAGCCAGUUACAGACAUGCCGCGGUACUGUGCUGUGAAAGUGUGCAGAAACCGCGGGGGAGCAGCGUCAAGACACGACAACAGAAGAAUUAGCUUCUAUCCGUUUCCUCUGCAAGACAAGGCCCGGCUUCAGAAAUGGGUGGACAACAUGAAGCGGGAGGACUGGACCCCAAGUCGACAUCAGUAUCUGUGCAGCGAGCAUUUUACAGAGGACUGCUUCGACGUCCGAUGGGGCAUCCGCUACCUGAAGAACACAUCCAUUCCCACUCUUUUCCCCUCUGCUGAGAAUGAUGGAGAGAAAAAAGUGACCACAAUUCAAAGGAGCCCCAAGGGCAAAGCCAGCUCCCCAGACUCCGAGCCGGACACUACAGGGUGUAUUUUGAGCAGCGCACCCAAAAAUCUCCAGUCAACGACAGCAGACGGGCCCAUUGCUGAACUCACUGAAGUGAUAUUGGAGCUUCCUCUGUUGUCAGACACGGUCACUUCAUGCCUGUCAAGUCACUCGGAGAUGCAGACUGCUGCUUGUGAGAUAGCAGGAGAAAGCGGGCUCCCGACGGCGUCCUGCCUCGCUCUGCCUCCUUGCAGUGAAGCGGGUUGUGAGGCCCGAGCUGACUCCACUGUGACUGUGUUGUGCUGCGAGCCUCUGGGCCCUUUCUCUGAUGGAGGAGCCGUAGAUGUGCCCAGCCUCCAAGCAGCUCUGGGCCAUGCGUUUAGCUUUGUUCCCAUAGAAACGAUCAAGGACAAACCUACAGAGUGUUUUUUGGAGGAGAGAGGGCCUGUUGAUGGAGAGCAUAUUUCUCUGUAUGAGCAUUCGUAUUGCCGACCGGACACCAACAAAGAUCAGCUUUGGAAGAAAAUCCUGAGUUUGCAUGCAAAGAUCCUGGAACUGGAUCACAGGGAGGAGACGACCGUGGCCAAAAUCCGUGAACUGGAGAACGAGAUAACCCUCCUGAAGAGAGACGGAGCUGUUUUCAAAGAGAAACAGAAAGUUUUAGAAGACUUUAUAUCAUCUGUGAUGAUCUGAUUUUGCUGUGGAAGUGGAUGUGCAUAUAUUGGAGUUGUAAUUGGUUCAAAGAGUGUGUUCUGGAAAACAAGCGGUUCUGGAGACAACGGCUUGGGAUAAAAUGAAGGGCACUCAGGAAUUCAAACAGUCGCAGUGACCAAAAGUAUCCCUGAAGAGAUUCAAAUUCCCCGACAGUGACUAGUCCAUUUGGAGACUAUUCCGCCAGGAGGGGACGGCAUAUUUAAAGGCCGUCUUCCCCAGUUCGGCUCUGACUCUGGGAACAGAUAAAAAAAAAAAAAAAAAAAAAAAAUCCUGGAAGCG